This is a messenger RNA of Peronospora matthiolae, 786 nucleotides long. Lineage: Eukaryota; Oomycota; Peronosporomycetes; Peronosporales; Peronosporaceae. The record is from the annotation of a GenBank genome assembly.
AUGGUACACCUUGUGGCUGUACCAGAGACAAUCACGGCAAGUGGCUGUGCUUGUGUCUUUAUUGACACCAUCUUCCGACUUCAUGGGUUGCCCCGUGAACUCGUAUCAGACAGAGAUCCACGAUUCACAGCUGAUUUCUGGCGUUCCGUGUUCAAAUCACUCGGAACGCGCUUGAAGAUGUCAACAUCUGAUCAUCCAGAGUCAGAUGGUCAGACGGAACGUGCCAAUCGUGUCCUUGAAGAGAUACUUCGAGGAUACGUACACUCCUUUAAGAGUUGGAGUGAGUUUUUGCCAAUGGUAGAGUUUGCCAUCAACAACUCGGUGCAUGCGUCCACGACACAUACACCGUUUUACGUGAAUAGCUUGCGCCAUCCGCGUGUACCCACCUUACUAGAGUGUAACUCUGGUUUAAGGGGGGGGACUCGCGCGAGCAAAAACCGAUUUGGUUCACGCUCAUCACGCUCUGACGAAGAAGUCAUUGCGUUUGAUGCCGAUAUCGAUAACAUCGAUAUCGAAGAAGAUGAUGCCAGUGAGAGUGCGGAAGCCCUCACUGAAGAAGAUGAUCCCAGUGAGAGUGCGGAAGCCCUCACUGAAGAAAAGGUUGAUGUUGCUGCAGUGCGCUCACAGCACACUGAAGAUAACGAGUCAUCAGAUGAGUUCAUACUGGCUCGUGAAACGGUAGUCCGUUUUGUGCAAGACUCCAUCGCCGAAGCGGUGGAUGAGCAAAAGCAAAACGCUGGCAAGAAUGGAAGGGCAAACACUCUUUUAUUUAAUAAAGGUGAUUAA